Molecule: messenger RNA, 1114 nt
Organism: Cylicocyclus nassatus
Lineage: Eukaryota; Metazoa; Nematoda; Chromadorea; Rhabditida; Strongylidae
Source: the annotation of a GenBank genome assembly
UUAAACCGCGAAGAGCGAGGACAAAAUCUGCGGUAUCGGAAUGUGAACAUGCGGAACUACAAAACCAUGAGUGAUGUUGUCAAGAAGAACUUUGCGAACAUAGUUGUUGGCAAAGAUACGGAGAAAUGUACUUUGUUGUAAAGCGAGUGUUCUAUUUGGUGCUGGUCCAUGCCGCCAUCCUGUGUGUAUGGAAUGCGGGAUAUGGAUACAAGUUUUGUCGAAUAAUCGCCAAUGUCCGGUUUGCAGGACAAAAAUGGGGACGCAACGAUGGCGAAAGAUUGGAGUUUCCCACUUCUGUGGCUUUACGACAUCAUAUGGCAAGUGUACAUCAGUUAACAUAUUGUCACAUAUGUAUAGAGAACAUCAUACAAUUUUCUAGAGAAAGAAAAACUCAUACCCGCGACGGACUUCAGAGACAUAUCCGUGCUAGGGAUAGAGAUGAUAAAAGCCUCAGAGGUCACCCAUCGUGCUUAUUUUGCGAGCAGCGAUUUUUCGACGAAGAGUUUAGAUUUCCAGCAUACGGCGCGAACCGCCCGCAGCUGUUUCAGUCGCUCGUGCGGACAAAUUUGCUGUCGUUCCGCGUGAAGAACCAGUUGCUCCAGAAAGCCUACACUCCACUCAACGAGGAUUUUCCCAGUCUAGAUCCAAGCCUUCCGGGCUCACGUUCCAAUCCUGCUCUUACGACCUUGCGUGUCGAAAACCUUCCGCGAUUGAAUCGUGUCAGUCAUUCAGGCUGCAAAACAAAGGUGCAAAACAAGCUCACCAGAAUGGUGCUGUCCCCAGUGGAUCGCGGCAACAACCACAUGCUGCUUGUGGACGGAGUUUAUUUGGGUCAAACAACCUCAGGCAAGUCCAUAGGAUGUAACGAUAUUCAUAAUUCUGAAGUUUGGUGUGGUUCCCCAUGCAUGUCACGAUCUCUUCAUUUUUCGCAACAGUCAACCUCAUUACAACUGCGGCAGGAGGGCUUUUCUUCACACGUGUGAUUGCCAAGUUCUUGUGUUUUCAUGUGUAAAAUACUUAGGUCUAUAUACAAUUUACCUUUUAGAGACUCUCUAGCGGCAACAGGCAUUUUGCAGGGUAGCCGCAGUGGCACGCGGGCAAGCUAGUGUUUUGC